GAUUGUAUUGCCAUUGAUUUUGGUUCAUCAAAUACAGCAGUUUGUGUGUAUGUUUAUGGGAAGUAUUGUAAUCCUGUAUAUACUGUUGAAACUAACUUUUGUAUUCCAUCUAUUGCAGUGAUUGAUAAAAGAGGAAUAACUGUUAGUGAUAAAUUGGUCAAAUCUCUCCCUUCAAAAGGGUACAUAUAUAACGUCAAACGAAUACUGGGAAAAAAUAAGCAUCAAUUUGAAGAGAGUGAAAUUGGUGAAGAAGUGUUCCACAGUCCCAUCAAUUUCGAUGAUCCCCAAAAUCCGUAUUUUGAAGUAUCAUAUGGAGCUGGAAAUUUGGCAGGAUCUCGAAAUGUUUAUCCUAUUGAAGUAGCAACAGAGAUUCUCAAGAAAUGCAAAGAGGUGGCUGAAGCAAAGCUAGACAGUCGUCUUGAUGUCCGCAAUUGCGUAAUGACAAUUCCUAACUAUUUCUUUGAUACUAGUAAGAAAGCUUUGAGAGAAGCAGCAAAACGAGCUGGUUUGAAUGUUUUGUAUUUUUUGAAAGAACCUACUGCUGCUGGAAUUUGUUGUUUAGAAGAUAAAGAGGAAAUAAUGAAUGGAAAUGAGGAGAAAGUAAUAGACUUAGGUAUAAAAGAAGGAGAAAUGGUAAUGGUAUUUGAUUUUGGAGGAGGUACCUUGGAUUUAACAUUAAUGGUUCGUAAUGGUGACGAUUUUGAUGUGAAAGCUCAAGGUGGUGAUCCGAGUUUGGGUGGAGAUAAGAUUGAUGAAAUCUUUUGUAAAUAUGUAUUACAAAGCUACCAAAAUCAAUAUGGUGAAGAUUUAUUAGGAAAUGACAGAUGUUAUCCUAAACUAUUGGAAUUCUGCCGUCAAGCCAAAGAACAGUUGUCUACUCAAAAUAAAGCUACUAUUUUCAUUUCCGACUUUAUAGAUAAUGACGAUGUAGAAACAAACAAGGAUAUCGAAAUAACUGUCGAAGAAUUCAAUGCCUGUAUACUUAUAGAUGGUGAAAUAAUCAGACGCAUUGAUAGAGCGAUCAAUGAUUUAUUCUUUGAGAAUCGCUAUGAUAAAGAGCACAUUUCUUAUGUUAUUAUGAUUGGAGGUUCUUCAAAGAUUCCUCACAUCCAAAACCAUUUGAAGGAUUUGUUUAAAUCAGUUCCCGUGAGUAAUACCAGAGACUAUAAUCCUCACACAACUGUCGUUGAAGGAGCCAUGCGCGUCAAAGUGAACAAUUGGUAUCAUGAAGUCUCCGAAUCACUUGAAUGUUGCUUAGGAUUCAAAGUGAGCGAUGGGCAUAACAAUUCCGAGAUUCGGAUCGAUUUAUAUCCAGGUCUGAGAAUUCCUUUUACUAUAGAAGAUUACUUCAAUUUGAGCGGAAGUGAUAUUGAUGUAUAUCGAUCAUUCAACGGAAAAGAGAGAAUUGAAGGUACGAUAAAGGUCAAAGAAGCACAAGAAGAAUUUGGUCAACAAAAGAUUAGGGUGAAAAUUACUUGUAACAAAGAUACGAGUAUCAUAUAUUCUGUAUAUUCCGAUGAUCACCGAGAAAUCGGUAAAUUGGAAUUAAGUCCGAAAACCUAUAAUGAUUGA
Messenger RNA from Blastocystis hominis, 1572 nucleotides. RefSeq lists its product as hypothetical. Lineage: Eukaryota; Bigyra; Opalinata; Blastocystidae. Gene Ontology annotation, molecular function: ATP-dependent protein folding chaperone; heat shock protein binding; ATP hydrolysis activity. Gene Ontology annotation, cellular component: cytoplasm. The transcript has 2 exons. The record is from RefSeq and is a predicted model, not a curated record. Gene Ontology annotation, biological process: protein refolding; cellular response to unfolded protein. The coding region runs from base 679 to 1572 and encodes 297 amino acids.